Molecule: messenger RNA, 1443 nt
Organism: Fonsecaea nubica
Lineage: Eukaryota; Fungi; Ascomycota; Eurotiomycetes; Chaetothyriales; Herpotrichiellaceae
Exons: 1
Coding region: 1-1443 (480 amino acids)
Source: RefSeq, a predicted model, not a curated record
AUGUCGAACCAAAAACCAGAGGGGAGGGUGUUCACCUUUGUAGACUAUGACAUUAACCGACGCGGAGUCACCGAGACAGCACGCGCGCACUUGAUGAAGGAUCGUGUGCGGUCCAAGAGAGAGGCUCGAUCAGAAUGGGUUUCUCGAAAUCAGUUCUCGCCGUUGCGAUGGAUGCGGCCAAAAGAGGAAAAUGCGCAGUCAAAUCCAGAUGGUUCCAAUGCAACACCCUCCGGAUCGGGCGAAUCAGACGGGGCGACCAAACACGGCAUCUCCCAUUAUGCAGCCGUCAUCGACUUCCAGAGGGACAGUGUCACGGUGUCACCAUUUCUGAGGAAGCCUCGUUCAGAGUCACCGCGGUCGAGAACUGCAGCUAAAGGCGAGCCACGGACAAAGGGGGGGAGCCAGGGCAACAAGCCGUCUCAACGGACCACGAUCGACAGGAAGCGACGGGCAGAGUCGCCGAGGGAGAGCGACCUGGCAGAGGACUCCAGAUUAAGCAACUCUCCAUUUCCCUUUACCGACACCGAAUCGCCCAGCUCCAGCGCCAGCGCCUAUGAUGCGGAGCGUCAUUCUCCGCAGCUGCCCUCUAAAUCGCGAAGGCCGAGCACGGAGAGUCGAUCAGAAUUCGGGUUAUCGUUUCUCGAGAGCCUGAAGAUCGAAAACACGCCCCCGGGGCAGCAGGCGACCCUCCAAGAGCGCCUUUCAGGCUCCGAAGAAGAACCCCAAUGCACGGUGGUGCGGGAACUCCAACAGUCGGUCGAAGGGUCGCGUAUUGUCUUGACGCCCACCGAUCGUAAUUUGAUCCGGUACUUCGCGCUAAACGCAGCAUCCAUGUUGGGCUUGGACGUUUACCCGGAUAUCGUGCACAAACACGACCCUGUGCUGCAGCUGUUUAUCCCAUUCGCUGUGUCAAGCCAAUGGUGUUUUGAGACCAUGAUACUACUAUUCAGCGCCAACCAUUACCGCAAACACGGACCCCAGCCAGAGAGCGAUCUGUUCGAUGCCGAGAACCACUAUCUCGCCGCUCGACAGAACUUCAUCCUUGCACAAACCCGGCAGAGGAUAUCUGCCCUGGCCAAUCAUAAGGACUCGAGUGAUGAAGACGUCGUGGCUUUUUUGUUCUUGGCCCUUUCAGAGUACUGUGCAGGCCACCGACAGAUUGGCCUCAUGCACUUCAAAGCGUGGAAAGAAUAUUGCGAAAUGCGACGAGUACUUGGCAUCAGGCCCUGUGGCCUGCCCUGCAAGACCAUUGUAUGGUGGUGUAUCUCGGUCUUGACUGAGAGUGACGUAUUGCUGGACUCUAUAAUCAAUCCAUCCACGAGAGCUCGAGUCAGGGAAGACCCAGGGAAGCUCUUUAGGUAUUUUGAGAGUUUCAGUGCAGAGCAGUCCGGUGACACGAGCUUGUCGGUACCGGCAAAGCUGGACAGGCGGAUUACCUGUUGA